AUGGCGGACACAGUUCCAUCUGCAGGAUAUCCGAAGUUUUCUCUUACCGAUUCCAGAUUUGAUCAGGUGAGUAAGGUCAUUUUUCCAAAGAAACAGGUCUUAAGUUAUAUUCUCGGGAGAUUUUUAGUUUGUUCAAAAAAGUGUCUCAUCUCGCCCGGUGUAGCUGCGAUAAUUAACUCUAUAAAAUGAUAUGUACCAAUGAUUCAGUCUGCAGAGUGUAUGGCAAGUGCACGCACGAGCCCAGCCUGUUUAAGAAAGGUUAGCGCGUACACCAAAAUCGUAGCAUUGCACGCGGCAGCAUUGGGCCUAGGAGAUUUGCACCCUUCUAUUACUGGGGCGUGGCCAUUAAAUUUUUUUCCAAAUGCACCCUAACCUCUCAACCUAGCCUGUUCCAGGCUCCGAGAUAGUCGGGUCUGCUGAAUUGAGAAAGCGCAAACAUGACAAAAACAAAACAAAACAAAACAAAAAGGGGAGGAAACUGGGGAGAGAAAGAGCGGUGGAGCCUGUAAUCAUUUCUUUAAACAGCUUGUUCUGGUAUACCAGCCCCUGGUGUACCCUUUUAUUGGUCAGAUUUGACAGGUUAUAUCAACACUCUCAAAGCGGGUCGUUCCUGUCACUCAGAAAGAUCGCAUGUGGCGUCCACAUGCGUGAAAUAGAGGAUUAUUAUAGGAGCACUGAGGAAGGAACAGAAGACCUGCCUUGUGAACUUGGCACGUGGAAAAGAUGUUUUGCAAUCCUGCCAACCAUCUUCGGUCUUGCCUGAUCACCAAAAAGCAAUAACAGAACAGUCGCAAGAAGAAGUUAUUAACACGGGAGGAACUACGUGCUCCAGUAUUUACAUUAUCUUUAGAAAACAAGCUGGAGCUUAAAAAUCAUCGCUUAAAGUGCAAUUUUGACCUUCUAUUAACAUAGUUCUCCAUAUUUAAAGUAGCUUCAGUUUAAGCUGCAAUCCAUUCUUCGAAAUUUGGAUCUGUGAAUCACUAUCCGUGAGAAUUUAAUUCAUGAUCCUGUCAUAUUGCAAAAUACACUAACAAGCCGGGCCCAGCAUAACAAAACAUUGUAAGACAUUCAUGGACAAAAGAAAAUCGCUUUUAGUUAUUCAGAUCAAGGAGGGACUUUGGAGAAAAUUAAACAACCUAAAACCCUUACUUAGUUGCAAUGAAGGACUUUACAUUUCAAAAGAGGGGAAAGAAGUUGUAUUGCAUCAGAGGGUAAAUCAUGCCGACCUGAAACAAUUACCGCAGAAAAUCAAUAUGUGUGUCAUGAUCUCUCAGUAAGAAAUAAGCGGCAAAAAUCACAUUUUGCUCUGUCAAAACGCAGACCCGUCCAGAGCAUAGUUUACCCAUAAGAGAAAAAAUUCAUUGGAACAAGCAUCAUUUUGGCAUAAGGUGAAUGUCGUGUGUUGCUUACUGACCCCUGUUUUACACUCCAAAUUGCUCUUGCUCGAAUAAGGGAUUAGUGCCGGGCAAAGUGCUCUCGCGAGAAAUUUGAGAAAGAUUCCAGCUCAUUGAAAUGUCAUCAGUUUGACAGCCAAAUCUAGUUAUCUCACAUGCCAAAAGUGGGUGGAAGAGGGUCGUAAAAGAAAUGAUGGCAGGCUCUAGCUACCGUUUUCCCUUUUCCCUGGCCGCCAACUUUUCGCAUGCCUCUCACUUUCGCGUCUUCCCCACUCUUUCACGUCUUCCCCACUAUUGGAGAGCCUGGAACAGGCUCCUCUCAGCCAGUCUGCAGAGUAUGGCAAGUGCACGCACAAUUUUUUAUAAAACGUUCAUUGUGAACACCAGAAUUGCAGCAUUGCAUGCAGCAACUGUAAAACUAAGAGACAUGAUGCUAUUCAAGAAUAUUCGUCAUUACUUGUUUACUCGGUUUUUAAAGCAACACUGCAAUGAAAAGGUGAGCGUCAUAUCCCAGUGUUAUUCUCUCUUACUUACAUAGGGAGGCAAGCUGAUGACCUGACAAUAAAAUUGUUCAAGAUUCAAGAGAAAUUGAUAGCUGCGUGAGACUAGUGAAGCAAAAAAAGAGCUCCUUAUUAAAUAAUUGAAAGAAUAAAGACACAAUGUCAUAGAACUUUACAGUUAUGGAAAUAAAGUUUACAACAUUUUACAUGGCUGUAAAUGGCUCUGCAUGCACGAGAUGUCAUUGAGUUCUACCAUACUCCGCAGGCUGGCCUCUCAGCUCUGCUCGUCAUGUCCAUAUUCCCUACUUACCAUUGCCUUCUCAUCAGUAUAGUGAGGUUAUAUACAAAUCGAUCGACUGGCAAUUUCUUCAUGGUCUUGUUUCUAGUCCUUCUUUCUAGUGAACCAAAUGCUAAAGCAUGACAAUACUAGGGGUGUCCAGGGGUUUGCUACACAGGGAAGAUUUGACAUUUAGGUCAUCUAAAAUGGCUGGAAAUGUGCCUAAAAUUUGUAUCCUUCUUAUACUGAGCCCCUACCCGCAGAGGCUGUUUUUGUCGCGGGUUUUAAUUCCUUCAAAUUGUCGGUGUUUUUUAAGUGAAUUUAUGGUUUAUAGCCACAAAUGGCAAAUAGCCAAUAUCCACUUAAAAAUUCCUUAUAUUUUCCAUUCACAAAUGCUACUUCCAACCUUUUCUCUGUGAUGCAUUUGGUAAAAAGAGAUCACUAAGUAAAAUAACUUAAGCAUUGGGUUGUAUGUGUGUUUUUUUAACUCCACCAACAUUGACGGUUUGACGAAAAGCUUUUCAGUAUACUGGAUGAAAAUCAUUGACCUAUUUUACCUUUUUUCAAGAUCGCUACUUGUUUAUGGAAGUUUCACUGUUUCAUCAGGAGGCGGGAGCUAGCAUGCACGCUUAUUCCGGUCUAACGGAUUUUAUUGCACACAGUGCAUGCGGAUAAAAUUGGCUCUGCACAAACAGGAUUUUGUCAAGUGCUGCUAUACUCUGCAGAGCGGCCACUGAUCGCCAAAUAAGACAAGUAACAAUUCCACUCUUUUAAUGUCAGUCUUUUUGUGAAACUCUUAGAAGAACCAAGUCGUGUUUAUUUUUUCUCCUUUCUACGACAGUUGACCUACUGGGGACGGCUUAAAAGGUGUCUGGAUGUAACAGAUCCUAGAACGCUGUUUGUUAGUGAGGUAUGUUUCUACUAUUAAUUUUAUUAUAUGUUCUCUUAUUUCAAGGGGCCUCAUUUCAAUUUAUUGAUUUGGAAUUACUGAUUGCAGAAAAAGCUCCAGGAUUCUAUCAAUCUUUUAAAGCAGUUUGAAAAUGGGACUUUGCCCCAUGGUAUAACAGAUCAUAAGGUAUGAAUCUUUACUAUUAACUUACAACUUCCUACCUUAGGUAUCUCUAGACCUUUUUUUGAUAAAAAAUCUAGACUUACAUCAAGUACUGCCAACAUUAAAAGCUGACAUUAAGGCUGUAGAUGUUGCAGGUCAAAUUAUAUUCAGGUUAAAAUUUUUUAACCUGCAUACAAUGGUUGAUUCUUUGUCUCGUAGCCCUAAUUUAUGAAUAAGUAGGGCUAGGAGACAAACCUGAAAAUAAUUUUGACCUGUAACAUAGAUGUCUCUUGUGUUUGACCAGUUCCAUGCAAAUUGAGCUCAAAUGGCCCUUUAAGUUGAUACAACCACUCGAUUUAAAAAAUUUUGCCAAAGUUGGGAUAGGGGUACUCCCUUAAAUUUGCUAUGGGGAUGUGCCGCUGAGUCACUGAGACUCUAGACCUGUCCCAGAUAAAAAAGAGGUACAUUUGCUGCCCUGUUCCAGACAAAUAAUUGUGGCUGGCUCAGUCAUAUAAAAAUGAUGAGGGGAGUGUACAUGUAGUUUCUCACCCAAACUUGACCAAGAAUAACAAGGGAUUAUGUGGAAAAAUUGUCCCUAUUUCAGAGUCAAACAGAAGUAAAUAUAUCCCUUUUCCAGAAAUAAAGAGUGAUUCUAUACCCUGUUCCAGAUCAGUCAAAGGGGUAAAAAGAAUACCAUGUUGAGUGGCACAUACCUGUGUAGACUAUAUAUGCAAGUAUACCCCUGGGUUCAAAGUUAAUGUCUUUAAGGGAUACAAAUGGUAAAAUUCCAGACACACAGAGAUGCUGAGACCAAUAAAAAAUCCAACCGAAUCUCAACAUUGGACUUGGGAAAGAAAAAAUCCGAAGAAUCUUUGAAAAAAAAAAACCAAAAGAACAUAACCCAUUCACCCCUGGAGAUUUUGCCAAAAAACGCGUUUUGAAGCUAGUCAAGUUUUCUGGUCACUAUCGUGCUAUUAAGAGCUAAAACUUACCACAAAGCCAUUUAGAGGUCAUACACUUUGCAGCCUUCUGAUUCAGAUGCAAAAUAUUAGCUUGCAAAGUUCGGGCAUGCACAGAAAGCAAAAUUUCAAGAUUUUCUUGCCUCAUUUUUUUUCUUUUGCUGGGCAUUUAGUAGGCUUCAGUUUGGUGGGAGAGGUUUUUAGGAAAGCUUUUAGGAUCUUAGGAUUAGAUGAAAGGAAAGGUAGGUGGGUAGUGGAACAAGAUUUUCAUUGCAAUUUUCUAGUCAACAUUACAUGGUUUUUUUCCUUUUUCUCCGGCGUCCUUGACUGAAUAGGCUCAUUCUGGUACGGUUCGAAAGAUCUCUUUACUCUGUUCACCUUAGCGGAUAAAGUUGUCCUUGACCAUUAAAACUGAUGACGUCACAAGCGGUAGAAGGGAUGUGGAUCUGCAUGGGCGGUUACGGGCAGCUUGUGCAAAUGGGUUAAUGGAAAAGAAAACAAAUGCCAUCAUACCAUGCCAGAACCAUAGAUUUGUUGUACCUAAUUGGACAAAAAAAUGUUUUGCAUGUGAUUUGAUAUUUACCAUUCCUUUUGUUUCUAGCUCUGGCAAGCAAGGAAAAUUAAAGAGGUAUGCUGCCAUUAAUAUUUCAUCUAUAAAUAAUUUGAUUAAAAAAAACACCGCAAUUACGUGUAAAACAUAACAUUAUAAUGGUGACAAUUAAAUAUCAGACAGUUUUUGUUAGGAAGUAGAAGAUAGUUAAAUACCUGUCAGAAUUACACUUGCUAAAGUUAAGUAUGCAAUAAUUCUUGUCUAUUCCUAGGCCAUAAUACAUCCAGACACAGGCAAAAAAGUGCUGAUGCCAUUCAGAAUGUCAGGUGUGUACAGAUGUGUAUUAAAAAACAAAAAAUGGCCAUUUUUAUGUCCCUCAUCUGACUCACAAUGAAAUUUAUGCUUUUAUGUCUUUGUUUUAUUGCAGGGUAUGUUCCUUUUGGGACAGUGACGGUAUAAUAGCAUUUUUUGAGUUGUUUUGUCAAGAUGUAUCUUUUAGUGUAUUUUUAGUAGUCUUAUGAAACUAUGGUUGUGUUUGUUAUGCAUUAGACAGUUUUGUUGUAAUCCUAAAUAUUUUAAAUGAGGUGGCUAUUCUUUUCCAGCUCUUUCACAAAAAGCUAUUGUCAUUAAUCUAGAACAGGGAUCUGGAAAUAAGCUUGUAAUAAUAAUAUUAUUAUAAAUUGUACUUCAAUCAGUCCCUGUUUUUGUAAAUUAACUUCAAGUCUGCUCAAAAUUUGAAAUGAAUUUGUUCAGGUUGUAGGGAUGUUGUUACCAGCACCAUCUUUGAAGACGGUCAUAUUCUGGCAGGUACUUUUGCAUGGUUAUCAGUAAUUGAAAUAAUACUAAAGACAUUCAUAGGAUGGCAGGCUGUCUUGAUCAACUGUCUUACUAGGCUUCAUUUUGGUGGGAGUGUUUUUUCACAAAAAUGCAGAGAAAAGAGAGUUUUGGAAUGUUCUUGUCAAGACACUUUUGCCAUAUUUUAUGGUCUAUUUGACUAAAGUAUGCUCAUUUGGGUAUAGUUUCUUCACAAGUCAAGUGUCGAAGUUGUUUAUGGCCAUUAAAAAAAAUGAUAAUCUUAUUGACAAUUUCACAAAUGAUGCAACGAACAUGGCUUCAGAUGGUCAGUUAAGCUUGUUUAAUGGUUGUUAAGGUGUAAAUUUUUUGAUAUACCCCCCCUGCCCCUCUUCCUCACAGAAUCUGCCCUAUUGGGUUUCAGCAAAAUUCUGACAUGGGUGGGCUUCAUUGUUCUAUUCUCAUUUUUUAUUUAUGUGUUGCAGGGUGCAAAGAAAAAUUUUUUAAAGCUUGCCCCCCUGAAGCCCCUCUUACUAGCCCAGACAUCAUUUCAGCUAGCCCCAAAAUCUUUUUGCCCAGAAUUGAUUUUACAGUUCUUCAGCAAAAUUCCUUCAAAAAACAUGGGUGGGCAAGUUAAAACAGAAUUGUUAGCCCGAUAACAAAAUCCAUUUUUCGGAUUUAUUUCUUUGCAUGCUGUGUUGAUUAAGCUAAAGAGCAACAGAUCUCGACCAUGAUACAGAGUUGGCAUUUUACUGUCAUCUUGUCUCCCUCUCUAAAUAAUAGUAGUCUUUCAAUUUUCCUUCCUGGCAUUUUUAAACUGAUCCUUGACUGUUUGAACAUUGCAGUGGAUGAAUCAGAGUCACAAUGCAGCUGUAAACUAUUCCAACAGAAACGCAAGCAAGGUGAUGAAAAUAGCUUGAAUAUUAUAAUGUGGAUGGUCAUUAGAGUCCCAAGUGGCACCCUCAAGUAUUUUCUUGACUAGGAAGGGGAGGCCGGAAGGUGGGGUUUGAAACAAGGUCUCAUGUCGUUUGUCCAAACAAUCUCUGCCUCCAAAAAAUCCCUGGUUAUUAUUUUUUGUACCCACCAAAUUCCCUGAGGUAUUUUCUUCACUAUCAGGUAGGAUUAGAGUUUUUGUAGUAUUAUUUUAAAAAACGUAAGAGCAAAUCAAGCGUAUAUACCAAACCACAGCCUGGUUUGUCUUUCAGCCAAGGAAAUAAGUAAUCAUUAAAUAAUGAGUAGUCCCACUUUACGUAUUUAGAAUGUACAGCAAGCAAUGUUUAUUUGAGUCAAUUUUGAUAUUAAUUAUUUCGAGCUUACUAUUAUUAUUUGAUUUUCCAGCCAACCCCAACUAGCCGAUUUUUACUGAGUUACUUUGGAGCUGUUACUAGCGCUGUGUCAAUAGCUGUAAGUUGCUUUCCUGAUCCUACGACAAUUGACUAACAUCAUCAUCAAUAUCAUCAUUAUUAUUAACCAAGCACUAAGACUUGUUCAAAACUUACAACCACCCCACUCCCUCACAUUCUCAGUAGGCAUGUAACAAUACUCCUGGCGUUCUUUUGGUAAAGCGUAUUUCGCUGCUGAAAUUAAGGAAAAGACUUUCCAAUCCCCCGCCACCCGCCCCCCACCCGCCCACAGUGGACAUUAUCAACUUGAAUAACUAAAAUAGUGUUUGAAGCUGUGUGCUGGACCAAUCCAGUUCAGGGUGAUUUUUGCGAGCCUGUAAACACCGUGAAAUGAAAAAGCGUAUGAGGAUGGAAUGAAGUCUUGCUGCCGCAAUUGAUACUCACCUUGGGGACUGGAGAAAGGUCAAAACGAGAUAGAGUGAUUUUGGGUGAUUGUUUUAUACAGCUGUAGCUGGAAUUUUACCCUAGCAGCGUGCGCCCUUAUUGGAUUUUUCAAGGUCACAUGACAUCUAACAAUAAAACAGUUCCCCGCCAAAAAAAUUAAAUUAACUCGGGAUCUUGGGAUCUUUUUGAACACAGCUUGGACUUACUACUUUGGUGAAAAGAGCGAAGAUUUCCAAUCCAUCUUUGAAAGCUUUACUUCAGCGUUUAGUGGCCUAUCCCGCUACAGGUAAGUUUUACUUACUACAAAUGUAUUAUGCAGUGUUUAUGAAGCCCGACAGACUCGUAUCAGCGGGUUAAGUAGGGAGCUUAAGCAACAACAACGGCGGCGACAACGACGAAAACGUCAAAUUCGCGCUGCUUCAAACUUUAUCGCUCUUAUUCCAUCUCGUUCAAUUCGUCAGAUGUUGGCAAAUUUUUCUGCAGUCGAAUUCUAAACAACUCUAUCGAAGUUCAGGAAACGAAAAAAAAGCGUCGUUCUUCGCAAAACGUGAAAUUAGGUAUCUUUCACGUCGUAGUUGUGCAGUGACGUCAAAGAAAUGUGCAAAGAAGCGUGAUGCACGUGCAAAGUUGUUGUUUUGCUGAUCUAAACCUAUUGCUUUUUUUUUUUUAAACAUUUCACUUGUAGAGGGAUUUUUUUCCCAACUUAGUUCAACUCUUUAGCAACUGUUUUUGUUUGUGUGAGUUGUCUGCAAGAGUUUUCUCGCCUUCACCCGGUCAGAGAAAUAACUGAACUAAACAAACAGAGAAAGGCUGGUUCGAAGUUUUUUUUCAUUUGUUGUUUUCUCUUUCACGCCUUGUAGCUACUGCAAACAUUUGCAACGUGGUCCUUAUGAGAAAUCAGGAGCUGUUCACGGGGAUUGAAGUGAAAGAGAAAGAUGGAAAUGUUGUAGGAACUUCAAAAAUAGCUGCUAGAAAGGUAACUAAACUGCUGAGUCCAUAACCCAGAGCGAGAAACUCACAACCCCAUAUUCAAUGACAUUCUUUCAAAAUUGCGUUACACGCAUUUUAGAUUAGUUCUUUUUAGGAAUAACGUAAGCUUUGGUGCUUUGGGCUCCUUUAAGCUGUUUGUGUUUGCUAAUUAACGAACCGUACCAGGUAUUUUUUAAUUUCUCUGCAAACUUUAUGGUAAAAGGGCGGAGGUUAUUUUGAACAUGGGACGAAGCGCAGGCCAAAACUCAGGACGAGGUUGACGCUUGAUUGCGGCCUUAUGUCCCAGCCGGGAUGAAGAGGUUGAGCGAGUGAGUGAUUUUGAAUUUCGACCUGUUUCGCGUUAGCCUGAGAAAACAGUCGACAUUUCGCGACGCUACCACUGGGACCCACUGGUUUCCCCGUGAAAUGACGUCCGAGAAACGAGUGAGAAAUUCCAUACUGGGAACGUGUCACUACCCAGUUCUGGGUAGUGCUACUGAUUGGUUGAAGAAAAUUUUCCACGCGGCACGACCAACCACAAGCACCACCCAGAUGUGGGUAGUGACGCGUCAUCAGUAUGGAAUUUCUGCACUCGUUUCUCAGACGUCAUUUCGCGGGGAAACAAGGAGUAGCGUCGCCAAAUGUCGACUGUUUCCUCAGGCUAGUUUCGCGCGUCUUUCCUUACUUAACCAGCUAAGGAGCACGGAACGGACAAACAAAUUAAGAAUUUGUUCAUGCUUAGCGUGCGUAUAUCGAGUUAUGGAUGCACGCGGGAAGUUUGGAGAACACGAAAGAUGCGUAAGAGUUGCACGAGGCGAUAGCCGAGUGCAACUCUAGCUUCUUGAGUGCUCUCCAAACUUCCCAAGUGCAUCCAUAACUCGAUAUACGCACAGCUAAAAGCAUGAGCAAAUUCUUUUAUAACAUAGCUGACAAAAAUGCAUGCUUUUUGAUUAACUGCAAAAUUCUCUUAACGUGUGACACAAUAACAAACGGUUCUAUUGGCUGAUUAUGAACACGCCACAAUCGUCUAGUUUGAAUGAAAAUAUCCUUUCUGUAAAAGUGAGAAAGAAAAUUUGCUUCUUUAUUCGUUAACGAUCAAUGGAAACUAAGCAGAAACAAAGGUAAAAGAGUCUUAAAGUUCACCUAAAGUUAAAACUAACAUGUUCAUAAGAAGUCGUGGAGUAUGAUUUGGAUUUGCUGAAAAGAUGUUUACGUUUUGCUCGGCGAAAUCCAGAAAACAUGUUUUUAGUGAAGACGACUGUCAUCCUUCUUUAAACUUAUAUUCAUUUACGAACAUUGGCUGGUCAUUACGGCUUCUUGAGGAGACCUGGCAGCAGUUGUUUUUGUGAGUAAUAAAUUUAUGUCUUCUCGUGUAAUUUGUGUUGUUAUUGCGAUAGAAAUUUUCCUGCUUCAGUCGGAUUGUCCGGAGAUAACAAAAGUGCAUAACAAAUUUAAAAACAGCAAUAAAAACGGAAAUUUUGCCUUUAAAUGUUGUUGAUGACCAGUUGGUGUCUGUUCUGUUCCCAGUGAAUGUCUUUCGGCCAAAAUUUGCUGCAGCUGGUCUUCGACAAAUUUGCGAACGCCACGCAACUUGCGAGAUUUUUUAUUUUAAUUCGGCUUUAUUUUUGCUGCUUGUUGGAUCAGGACCUAAAAGGUCAAUGCCGAUAGAAAAAUUGGGCAGUUCUUCGCUGGUUUCUUCCAUAUUUUAAAGAGAAGGAAAAAUUUACUGUUCUGCAGCUUAAAAGACGACAACUGUACUCAGUUUACGGCCAGAUAAAAAAAAAUGCUCACGUCAUCUUAUUUACUCACGGGCGUGCGUAAAUAAAGAUUUUGUUCAUAGCGGCUCAAUAGGACUCAUAUUGGGCAAGCACGCGCGCUAUCUAAUAACACCGGUUUAGCCAUCGUUUUUUGUUGUGUCUUGUUUUUUCUUUUUUGUUUUUGUUUUCAGGCGGUCUUUGAAACAACUUUAACUCGAGUGUUACUUCCGCUACCUGUGUUGGUGAUUCCGCCGUUUGUUAUGCAGCUUCUAGAAAGGUAAGGCCCGGUUCAGACGCCGCUCCACUCAUGUGCCGAACCUAACUGAUGAAUUAAGUACGGCAAAAGAGCGGCCUCUGAAUCAAUUUGGUACGGUAGUUUUAGUUUGGUGCGGCAACAACAGCAGCCGCUUCGGUUUUCGCACAGAGUCGAGUGCGAAACGCGAGUGACAAGCGAGUGACGUCUGGGUACGAGGCAACUCAGUCAUCACAUUUUGUAGAGACAAGGAGUACUUGUCAGGGCCAUCCAACGUCAAUUUUUGGAAAAUAUCUGUUCGGAAGACGAUUUGAGAUCGAGAAUUUCGGAGCAUUUGUUGUAAAAUUUCUUGCUUGCCUGCCUCCCCAAGGAUUUUGGAACAUUUAAAAAAUGGUAUAAUUGCCCAUUUUUAACGGAUUUUUACCCUAAAAAGGUCACCUAGAAUUUUUAGCCUUUUUUCUUGCUGAAAUUUUCGAAAAGGUAAGUUUUGAUCCCAAUUAUUUUCGGAUCACUAGACUUUCUGCUAGGAAAUCCGAACAGCUGAAAAUUUUUUAGGGGAUAAAAAAAUGCCUAUAUCUACCGUUUAAAUACUAAAAUACGUCCAACAAUGCUAUGUUUAAGCGGUUUUGAACUAUAUUCUCGUUGGGUGCCCCGACUUGUCCUUUAAGGUGUUUCGAUACAGUUUUUGGAGUACCGACUAGCAUUAUUCAUUCGCCUCUAACAAAUUGUUAACACUAACUGGCUUUGCAUUGAGCUGCAUUGAGAGCCUGCACUUGAAGUUUGAUAUGAUUUAGUCUUUGGUAAAAUUGAUAUCACUAUGAAACGAUAACAAAGAAAGGUCGAAAUCAAUUCAAUUCUAAUUAUGCACUAUCUAGACCUGCUAUUGAAAAUCCGGGUAUUAAAGUGUACUUUAUAGCCAAUUAAUCUCCAAUCUUGCCCAAAGACCGAAUGUUUACAAAGACCUCAGAAGUGUCUCAAAUACAUUUAUCUGUUCGGAUGUCUUAGAGGCCUAGGAACUUUGAUCAUCAAUCACUAAAGUUUUAAGUGACUUUUUCGUUUCAUCCAAGACUGUUAGCUACCUUGAUGGGCCCGGUUAAGGUGGAGGACAUGGAGUGGCGGUAUUUUAAUUAGAAAAUUCUAGGGGACGUUUUGUUUUUAUACCGAAACUUAAACAAGACCUUUUUUUAACAAUAAUCACAAUAUCUUGGUAAUAAAAUGCGAAAAGCACAACUGCCGAAAAUCGUGGGUAAGUUAGUAGAAAAUAAUCCGAAUAUCUUCAGAUGUCUUAGACGAUUAAAGCGGUUAUCCAGAAAUUUUUAGCCUUUCUCGAACUUCAGGAAUUCUUAGGCAAUAUUAGCCUGUGCCACAGACGGAACUUAUCUCUGGUGAAGUCCGUCGUUACAUACCGAGGUUUAAUUAUGUCUGCGACGAAGGCUAAGGCAAUAUUCAUUAUUUGCUUCUUCGAACAGAUAUUUUACAGAAAAAAUCGUUGGUGCUCCUAAAUUCUGCAGUGCUUAUUCUGUCUGUUGCAGUACAGUGAUGAAUGCAUCGAGACAGAUCACCAAGAGACCUUUACAAAUUUUGCGUUCAAAAUGAACCAAACCGGAAAAUUUUCGAUCUAUUUGAGGUCAAUAGGCGGCCGCUUGAAAUUUUAAAUUAUACGUGCAUCAUCUCUUUACAAAUCUUAUUGAGCGCAACGUGUUUUUCCACCACAGGACGAAAUUUAUGAUGUCUCGUCCCAGGCUUCAUCUUCCUGUUCAAGCGAUGGUGUGUGUGGCUGCUUUUGGCUUUGGUUUGCCGCUGGCCAUCGCUCUCUUUCCUCAAACAUCUCAGGUCAGGUCGUUGAUAACGAAAAAAGUUAAUGCUGCUUUAUUAAUAAGGCCUUCCCUGAUAAAUGGUUGGCUUAAUUGUUUGGGUUCCAGAUAUCGAAGGGGUAGGCUCGUAGUUCACUUCCCGACCGGACCAACAUUUAGGGUUUAAAUUUAGGAGAAGGCGUUGCUUUUAUUUUACAUCUUCAGUUACUAAGACAUUUUAACAUUGUACGGAAAAAGAAAAAAGUCAACGAAAGAAGUUACUAAAGAAUUUCUCUUUUGUCUACCCAUGUAAUAUCGAAACUUGCGCUUUUGAUUCUUGUUAGAGUUAGCAAAUGCUAAAAAAGUGCUUGUACACGGCUAUUCUUAUAAACUUUGCCUUAAAAUGAAAGGGGUUUAGUUGAAAGUGAGAGUUUUACACUUACAGGCACUGUGGUAAGGAAGAAUGAUUUUCAAACUCAUAGUGACCUUUCUGACAUAUUUUACCUCCGAAACGAAGGCGGCGGGUGACUUCUAAAUUUUUGCAUCUCUGAAACGAGUGAAUUAUUAAUAUGCGAAUUAAAAUUGCGAGAGAAUUGCGAAAUAACUGCUGAUUAAAACUGUAAUGAAAACAGACUGCAAUAUGAAUCAAUACUGUACAACAUCGCUGGGAAGACUUUCGUGUGAAACGAACCUAGCAAGAAUCCCCUUAAUGUCAUUUUGUUAUUUUUUAGGUUUCGCCGUCUGAGCUCGAACCCGAAAUUCAGAUGAAAACAAAAGAGUCCAGGCUUUACUACAACAAAGGACUUUAAUUUAACGAUACAAUAUGAUAACAAAUGAAAUUUAACUCAGUGUAUGGAGCGUUUUUCAAUGGACUCUUCCCACGUAGUCGUCUCUCUGACCAAUCAUAAAGUCUACAGGCAGUCUUAUGAACCAAUCACAACUCAAAGUAAAACAUGCAACCGGCGUCAAGCGCGGGAAAACACAAUAGUCACGUUAGCUUCGAUUUUGCUCCUGACUGGUUACGAAAAUGGCCCGAGAUUUGACAGCCAAUCACAAAGCAAAUCAGUGCAAAUAAACACAAUGGUAAGAGAAGCUAAUUUCUGAGUUGCCCCUCGCCUCUUUCUCAAAACGAGGGUAAGUCCGAAUUCUUUAAUACGAAAAUUAUUUUUUUAUGUUCGUGCAAAUAAAACUGAUUUUCGCAUGAAAGCUUUUGCAGUUGGCCUGAUUUUGAAAGUGAGAGUUUUGGCACUUGAAAGUGACUCACACCUUGUUGAAAACCACUCCAUAUAGAUAAUGUAGUAAAAUGUCCAGGGUAGCAAGCAUCCAAUGCGUUUUGGUUGCUGAAUAUUUAUAAUUUAAAAUCCCCUUGUAACUAGAUAAUUUUAUAUCAGUUGAAUGUAAUUAACUCUUAUGUGUAGUUUACUUUUAGUAAAUUGAACACACAAUCUCAAAAUACUUCUAAAAAAACAAAGGAACGAAAUGGUUCUCUAACAAAUUAUAGCUUUGCUUAAUGCAAUGAAUAUUACGAGACGAAGGAAUGACAAAAU
Molecule: messenger RNA, 13629 nt
Organism: Porites lobata
Lineage: Eukaryota; Metazoa; Cnidaria; Anthozoa; Scleractinia; Poritidae
Source: the annotation of a GenBank genome assembly